AUGCGCAACCAAAGUUCUGACCCAAACUACAGAUCCACACCGGAGCCCCCGGCCGUACCGCCUCAUACAUCUACCAUAACCCGCUCGAGCUACUACGCCGAUGCCGUCGUACCGCCGCCUCAUACAUCUACUAUAACCCGCUCAAGCUACUACGCCGAUGCCUAUGUCCCCCGCACAUUCGAUGCGCCGAUAAGAACUUCCCGCCGCAGGAAUUACCCGCCUCCCCCAACCUGUGAAGAUGAGACAGAAUCACUUCUCAAAGAACACGGCAGCGUCGUGUCGGCGUCAGACGAUGAGCCUCCUUCACGAGGAGACGCCGAACAACACCCCAUCAUUAUGGAGGUACAUGAGUACAACCCUGAACGCCGUUUCGUGAUCAUCCCGAAAUCCGACAGUGAGGGAGGAGACGGAGACUCCUCGUCAGACGACGCAAAAUCGCGUUCCUCCGGCGGCUCGCGUUCUGCCAAGACAAGACUCAACGAAGAUUAUGGCGCGAACACAUCAAGGAAAUAUUAUGCGCCGCGAGUUGAUGACCCAGACACCGCCAAACGGCCAGGCAUUGAGAAGAGAAAGAGCAGACAGGACUUGCCCAAGAUCGAGACCGACAUCAAAGAAGAGGAGCCGCGUGUUCGGAGACACGAGCGAACGAAGUCAGGCACUCGUGCAGAACAGAAAGCCGACUACUUCUCUGCCCAGUACGACAAGCGGCAACCGAACGAGACAUUGCUAUCCCCCAAGGUCAUCAAGCACGCAACAGGCGGUCGAGAAAAGGUCUACUACGAUUACUCCCAGGCCGGUCGAAACGGUGUACCGCGGCCCCAACGAAGUUAUUCGAACCUCGCAGACCAAAGGCGGUUCGACGAUAAUUAUGGAAGGCAAUCGUCGUCGAAUCCCCCACCAGCUAGGCGCUCGAACACGAACUUUGAUUCUCCCAAGGAGCCCAGGCAGUCUUCCGGGGACAGAGUCCCUGAGACUCCUCGUCACCAGCGUGAACGCAUCGUACCCCGUGGUGAGCGACCAGAGAAGAAAGAUCCCACCACGCCGUACGAUCGAUCGGAGCAGGACAGAGAGCGCGACCGAGAUCGCGAACGGGACCGUGAGCGAGAACGGGAUCGUGACCGUGAGCGUGAGACGAAACGGACUCCAACCUACAAGCGCGACUCGCCACGUCGACGGGAUGACAGCGGCUCCAGCAGCAGCGAUUAUUCGCACACCCCCCGGACGGCCAAUGCCCGAAGGAGAAGGUCAAUUGUGAACCAGGAGGGCAGAGAGAGCAGAGAUGUUCUAUUGAGCCCCGAGCAGACCCGGCCGUCUCAAUCCGGCAGAUCUAGGUCUCGUGCGCCAGCUGAAAUUGUCAACCCAUCCCCGCGGGUAUCAACCAAGUCUUUCGGCGAGGAUCUCCCUCCUCCACCUCGCGUCUCGGCAACUUUUCCUAUCAUCAAAGACCCGAGGGAGAGUGGUGAUGUGCGGGAGAAGCCCACUACACCGUAUCCUGAGGAUGAUAUCCUGCCUAGCACGAGCCGUCUCAGCGCUCGCGAGCCUGAACGUGUAUCUAGAGCUCGCUCGCGCUCUCGUGCAUCUACUUUCAACAACACCGUAGUGAUGCCAGCAGUCAUGCCGCCCAUGCCUGUUCCUGCUGGACCACGAAGCCCAAAUGAGAAGAGGAGAUCGCCCGAAAGAAGACCUAUCACGCAACCUGCUGCGAUAGUCUCACAAGCAGAUGCAUGGCCACCGGCCAGGUUCGAUCCUACAAAGAGCGCGCUUGCCCUUGAUGGACCAAGAGGCAGCUAUCGGCGGUACUCGCAUGACGCCGACAGAGGGGGCGUGCCUGACUUUCCUGAGUGCCCUCGAAAAAACGGCGUUGUUGGUUGCGCCGACUGGCUUAGUCUGCCACGUUGCGACAACUUCAACAUCUGCCCUGACUGCUACAACGGAGUUUUUCUGAACACGGAAUUCCGCAAUGACUUCAUGCCCAUGCUGUUUCGGCCAAUGGACAAGCCAAUUGCUUGUGAUUUUGGCUCGAUUGGGUGGUACCACAUUGCGUGGCUCCUUACAUUGAAAAACCGACAUACAGACUUGCGCCUUUUCUACCAGGUCGCCAAUGUCGCCAGCAAGGUGACUAGCAGCAGUCCCUGUCCCGGAGAUCGUCGCGUCACGCGCGUCUGGUAUUCCCUCAAGAACCCAUAUACGCAGACGACCAUGCCGGAUUUCACCGUCUGUCACGAGUGUGCCAAAACAGUCGAGGGACUGUUACCCAAUCUGCUAGGCGUGUUUGUCACUUUGCACCCUUCAGCGCAGCCGACCCGGAGCACUUGUGCAAUGCACUACAAUCCUGAUCGGAAGCGUUUCGUGAUGUACUUUGACGCAUUGGAGACCACGUCAGAUGUGGCUCUCGCUACAGCACAGCCGCCAAACAUUGCCAAGCUUGUGAGCGAUAUCGAGAGUCUAUCGGUUUUCACUGAGUGCUGCAAGGACAACCCAGUUUUUGACCAAAAUUGGCACAUCAUGCAGUACCUCCCGCAGUUCACCGUAUGCGGUGACUGCUUUGACGAGGUGGUGGCACCUCAAUUGAAAGAAGGCAACGUCAUUGCGCGGAACUUCUACGUGAAGCCCCAACGCCUCGAGGAUGCAACGUGCCAGCUGUACUCGGCUCGAAUGAGAGCCGUAUUUGACAAGGCUUGCCGCCGUAACGAUCCAAAGUACCUUGAGGUCAAGGUACUCGAGCGGCAGAAGAUGUUCGUCGAGACAUACAAACGAUUGUCCAAGCUGGAGCAGGAGAGGUCCCUCUGGGCAAGGGAAGAAAGCAAGAAGCUGCUACAGGAAUGGGAAAAAUGGGAAUGA
Messenger RNA from Colletotrichum siamense, 2841 nucleotides. RefSeq lists its product as uncharacterized. NCBI's taxonomy places the organism in Eukaryota, Fungi, Ascomycota, Sordariomycetes, Glomerellales, Glomerellaceae. The transcript has a single exon. The record is from RefSeq and is a predicted model, not a curated record. Bases 1 to 2841 code for a protein of 946 amino acids.